GUCAAACAUCAGAUAAUUUUGCUUGCAAAGUGUGUUUUGUACUGCGCUGGGCUGCGAUUAUUUCCAAACUAAUUGAAAAGUGUUAAAAAUAGUGUUAAAAUCUGCUGAAAAUAUUUUCACGAGGUGUAGUUUGCCCUUGUAAAUCUAGCUGUGAACGUAAUAAUGAUGACUGAUUGCUGAAAUUCGCUGUGAAGCUAGAAGCAGCACACAAAGAAAAAAAAUGUUCCGCAGCAGAAGCUGGUUCGGAGGGGGCUGGAACCGUCCGAAGAAUCGCCUCUCGCUGGACCACCUCAAGUAUCUGUACAGUGUGCUGGAGCGCAACACGACCGUGUCGGAGAACAACCGCGGCCUGCUGGUCGAGAGCCUCCGGUCCAUCGCGGAAAUACUGAUCUGGGGCGACCAGAAUGACUCUUCCGUGUUUGACUUCUUUCGAAAGAACAUGCUGUCCUACUUCCUGCACAUAAUGCGCCAGAAAAGUGGCGGAUCGAGCUUUGUCUGCGUCCAGCUGCUGCAGACGCUCAACAUUUUGUUUGAGAACAUUCGAAACGAAACGUCCCUCUAUUACCUCCUCAGUAACAACCUGGUCAACUCGAUUAUCGUCCAUAAAUUUGACUUUUCUGACGAAGAUGUGAUGGGAUAUUAUAUUCUGUUUUUGAAGACACUCAGUCUGAAGCUGAACACGCACACGAUACACUUUUUCUACAAUGAACACACGAACGACUUCCCGCUCUAUACGGAGGCCAUCAAGUUCUUUAACCAUCCAGAGUCGAUGGUUCGGAUCGCGGUUCGCACGAUCACGCUGAAUGUGUACAAAGUUCAGAACCCGAACAUGCUCCAGUUUAUACGGGACAAGACGGCCGCGCCGUACUUUAGCAACCUGGUCUGGUUCAUCGGGAAGCACAUUUUGGAACUGGACGCUUGCGUUCGUAACGAUACUGACCAUCAAUCGCAGCACCGUUUGGCGAACCUCGUAGCGGAGCAUCUCGACCACCUGCACUACCUGAACGAUAUCCUCUGUCUGGAUAUUCCCGACCUGAACGCGGUCCUGACCGAGCAUUUACUCCACAAACUGUUCGUCCCCCUGUACAUAUUCUCCCUCACCCCUUCGCCACCCAUCUCGAUGGCCGUCGUGACCCGGAACCUGGCCGCCGUCCUCAACAAGGUCGUCGACAUCGACAUCAAAGAGAUGAACAACCCGCGCGUGUCCAGCGUGGUAGCUCUGUUUCUCCUGUCGCUCGUGUUCCUCGUAAUCGCCCAUCGACCCCUGAUCAACGCCCUCACGUGGGUCAUUCUCAACGCGGAUCACACCGUCUUCAAGGAGGGAGCCGCCCAAGUUCUGAACGCGUACAUCGACAACCGCGAGGUGGUCGCGCUCGGCUUCGUCCAACCCGUCGAAAGUCUCGAGGAAGCACUGGAAAGCUCCGCGGCAUCAUCCAGCUCGUACAACUACGACCAAUCCGUGGACGAAGGCAACAGCAGCAGCAGCACGUCCACCAACAACGAACCGCCAGUGUCGGAAUCACCCAGCCCUCCGACCCUGUCGGACGAGAUCGAAAAGGUCAACAUCACCGACGAAGAGAAGGAGAAGCUGCUGCUGAACGCGUACCGCACGCCCGAAACCAACCGGCCCUUCCUGGACAUGGUCCUCUCGUCGCUGGACUGCACCGAGAACGACUAUCUGGCCCUGCUCGCGCUCUGCCUGCUGUACGCGUUGGCAAACAACAAAGAUGGAGUCAACGCCGAGUGGUUGGAAAUCGUGCUGAGCCGAUCGUCGCCCACCGGAAGCUCCAAGUACAACGUCAUACUGAUCGAAAAGCUGCUGCAGGUCAUCGCGCUCUCCAGUCAGCCGUCAUGCCGCGUUCGGCUGGUCACGAUGGAGCUGACGCUAAAGCUGCUCUCGCAGAUCUUCGGCGUCGGCACGACCAACGUGAGCAUCUGCGACCUGCACCGCAACCUGCUGUUUUCCGCGCGCAACCAAAGCAUGACGGUUCUGCGCAACUUUUACAAAUCCGAGGACAUCUUUCUGGAUCUGUUCGAAGAUGAGUACAACGAAAUGGUCAAGAGCUCGCUGAACGUGGAGUUCCUGUGCAACGAUUCGACGAUCCUGCUGCCGCCGACCGGGACGCCCCUCACCGGGAUCAGCUUCCCGCGGAGGUUACCGUGCGGCGAGGUGGAAAAGGCACGCCGGGCAAUUCGGGUGUUUUUCAUGUUGCGCCGGAUGUGCCAAAGCUUGACUGGCGAACGGGAGCUGCUGCUGCCGCUGACGAACCCCAGCCAGUGUGUGCAAAUUGAUAAUGCGUUGGAUUUGAACAACAGCGAUCUUAUAGCGUGCACCGUGGUCAUGCGAGACGGCGCCAAAUUCCGGCGCUUUCUCGUGAUGGACAUUCUCCAGCUAAUCCUAGUCGAACCGGACAGUAAACGGCUGGGAUGGGGCGUGGCAAAGUUUGUUGGCUUCCUGCAGGACGUCGAAGUCAACGGCGAUAAGGAAGACUCGCGCAGUCUCCACUUGACGAUUCACCGCGGAGGAGCCACCAACAACCGCACACCCAUUCUGUCCGCCAAGUUCAUGUUCGACGACCACAUCCGUUGCAUGGCGGCCAAGCAGCGACUCACCAAGGGCCGUAGCAAGGCACGUCAGAAGAAGAUGUUCCAGAUUGCGCAGCUGUUGGAAAUUCCCGGCCAGCUCAGCGAUGCAACGUUUCCCUCCCUCGGGAACGCCCACGAUUCGAGAACGGCCUCGAUUCUGCGUCCCAACAGCGGGCGGCAGCCACGAGAACAUCGGCCACUGUUUUCCACCGCGAACCGCGUUCCAGGAGUGGCCGCCGCAUUGCGACGCGAAAGCAUGCCUUCGGGAAGUGUCAGCCGGGUGCAGAUCAACUCCAGUCGCUCGAUCGAUGGCGACGCAACCGGAGCCCGGCGGAAAAGCUCCAACCCAUCAGCUCGCAGAGAAAGCAGCCAACCGAUUGCCGUCGGAGCGGUGAAAUCACGCGAGGCUUCUCGGAACCGCUCCGGAACUCCAAGUCCACGCGUCCCGCGCCCCCGCUCCGAAGAAAUCCCCCUCGAAGACUUUCGCCGCUCGCAGAACGCAAGUCCAAGCUCUCGGAACUCUUCCAACGCACCCUCCCGCUCCCACACACCCUCUCGGCUCAGUCUGGAAACGACCGGCGGAGGUUCCGGAACGCCCGGUUACAGCGGGACGCCCAUCGGUGGCGGCGGCGGCAUGAUGACGAUCGUUCCCGUGAAGGAAUCGUCCGUUCCGACGGUGGUCGCACUCGGCAGCAGUCCGGCCACGGUUACCGUACCGGUCGAGUUGAGUCCCACCAACUCGGAGGAAACUUCGUUCAUCGCGGGUGAAGAGCGCCAGAAGAAGCGGGGCGCGAUCGAAACUGUCUGAAAUGUGCAUCCCGCUCCCCCCAUCCGAAUCCAUCAGGUUCGUUUCAAUGUUGUAGGUCAAUUGUUUUGUUUUACGUUCAGGUCAGGACUCAUUGAAAAUUUUAUCGCUGUAGAUGUAGAUCAGUUAAAUUUAUUUAGUGGAAUAAAUUAUUGUGGACGGUGUA
Molecule: messenger RNA, 3557 nt
Organism: Culex quinquefasciatus (southern house mosquito)
Lineage: Eukaryota; Metazoa; Arthropoda; Insecta; Diptera; Culicidae
Gene: ema
Product: protein CLEC16A homolog
Biological process (GO): regulation of autophagosome maturation; endosome to lysosome transport; endosomal transport
Cellular component (GO): late endosome; endolysosome membrane
Source: RefSeq, a predicted model, not a curated record